Molecule: messenger RNA, 1618 nt
Organism: Stegastes partitus (bicolor damselfish)
Lineage: Eukaryota; Metazoa; Chordata; Actinopteri; Pomacentridae
Gene: cenpx
Product: centromere protein X
Exons: 5
Coding region: 23-268 (81 amino acids)
Biological process (GO): kinetochore assembly; DNA repair; replication fork processing
Cellular component (GO): Fanconi anaemia nuclear complex; FANCM-MHF complex
Molecular function (GO): protein heterodimerization activity
Source: RefSeq, a predicted model, not a curated record
UUCCUCUCCACAGCGUCCAAACAUGGCGGAGAAGGACGAAGAAAUUUGCUUUAAAAAGGACACAAUAAGCAAACUCUUGUCUAGUCUCUUCAAGGAAGAUAAAACCAAACUGAGUGGUGAUGCUGUGCUGCUCAUGGCUGAGAUGCUAAAAGUAUUUGUCCAAGAGGCUGCUGUGAGAUCACAGAAACAAGCUGAAUCUGAGGACUGUGACCAAGUAGAUAUUGAACAUUUUGAAAAGAUCCUACCACAGCUGCUUCUGGACUUCUAGCACAAAGAUGCCACAAGAUGGAGCCACAGUGCUGCCAGCAUGGGCCUGUUUCAAGCCUACACUCCCUACAGCCACACGUUUUGCUUUCCUGAUGUUUAUUUUGCUAGUAUAACGACAGCUUCAGAAUCACCCAAAUGUGAGAUAACAUCAAGAUUGUCAUUGUGUUUAUAUUUCCGUUUUAUGAUUUUUAAGUAGAAAGCAGCAGUGCUGUCUGUACGCCACCACACCACCACCAGUAAGGGCCACCUGUGCUCCUCUGUGCAACAACAGGUGCUUCCAGCAUGCUCCAUGGUGCCCCUCAUCAAAGCCUCCAGGAGCAGUUGGAAGCAAUUAGAGUAAUAAGGGGAGCAGCCAGUCCCUUAGAUGAUGACAAGUGCCAGGAAAAAACUAGUACCCCCUCCGGCCACUUUGAAGUUCCCUUUUGCUGUCCUGCGAUGUUUAGUUAGAGGUGGGGGGAAGGGCAAAGGGGACCUCUGGCACAGGGGAAAGUUGAAUGGGAGUGUGUGUGCACGUAUGUGUGCAUGUGUUAACUAAACAUGGCCAGAGACCACACGCAUAGAUAUUCUAUUUGAAAGGAAACAUAACAAAACACAUUGGAACAUGGUCCAAGAAGAGCAGGGUGUAAUUCUAAAGGUAAAUAAACAAAAGAGGCGAGUAGUAGAGGUGCUUUCUCUACUUUCAUCACAGCAGAGGGGGACAUUGGGCCUACAAGCGAGAGGGUAAUGUGGGGUUUUCUAACCCAAGUGGCUCUGAUGGUUUUCCACCAGUGGUGCAUUUAACCAAUGUGUCCUCACUAUGAGUCAGCAUAGCUGUAUAACACCUCACACUAUUUAUUUGUGUGGCUCUUGGGUGACUCACUGUGCUUACGAACGCUGCUCACAUACAGCUGGAAGCAACUUAGGCGAAAGUCAAGGAUCCAGGCUCAAAUAGGUGCUCAAGGACACAGCACCUGGAAUUUGACCUAGCACUUUCUCAGUAAGGCCCAGGCAGGAUUUGUGUUUCCCAGGGGUAGCUUCCAGAGCAGGCCUUUGGGAGGAAGUGUGUUUGGGUAAAUAAGUGAUGUUUGGGGUGGAAAACAACUUUUUCAGUAGUAAAUGAUUUACAAAAUGUAAUAUUGCAGUUGUGUUUUCCUUCUUGUUAGCUAAUAUGAAAAGAAAUAAUCUGAUUUUAAAAGUACAAUUUACCCGUAUUCAUUACCACAGUAAGAAACUCAUUAGUAAAAGUUGUAAUUUCGUGCCGAGCUAUCGUAUUGUACAGGCUCUCUGGAGGUUUACUCAAUUUGAAAUGGAUCUUUCCCAACUGUAAUUCUUGCGUAUGAAAUAAAAACACUUAUUUUCUUGGAUCUCCCAA